AUGGGACGAAAAGCUAUGAAAAAUUCAGUACCAACAUCUGAUCUGAAAACUGGCGAUGUAGUUUGGGCUCCAUAUCGACGUUUUCCGGAAUGGCCAGCACUGGUUCGUUGUGUCUAUCCUAAAAAAGUCACGUAUACAUUUUUACCAACUGAUGAAAGCUCAAAUUUGAAGUCAUCAAUUUUCAGCUGUCCACCACAAAAACUCCGACUUUUAACUGGCAGUGAACCUUUACCUGCUGGAGCAAAAAAUGACAUGAAGGAAGCCUACAAAGCAGCACUUGAAAUAUUGAAGAAAAAUGGACUUUUAGGUGCUGAUCAUCAGAUGUCAGAAGAAUUAGCAGUAUUUAAAGCAAGCGAAAUCAAUAAACAGAGCGUUCUGGGUGACCUUGUAAAGAAGGCCAAGAAAGACAGUGAUGCAGCAAGUAGCGGCGAUACGGCAAGUAAUGGAAGCGCACCUCAUGUUUGGGGUAUUGGUGAAGUUGUCUGGCUCAGUAUGCCAAAUCAUUCAGAAUGGCCAGUUGUGAUCCGUGAAUUGAAAAAGAAAUUUGCAAUGGUGGAUGCUUUUCCACUCAAAUUUAAUUGUAAACCCGAGCGUUACCCAUUGAGUGCUUGUCAGAAAUUUGAAUUAACAGGCAAAAAUUUGGAAACAGCCAUUAGAAAGGAACGAAAUUGCGAACUACGUAUGGCACUUCAAAGUGUAAUGAAAUAUUUCAAACGUAGAGAACAAAUGAACAACAUGGAGAAAUCUGACACGGAGGAGAAUGAUACAACAAAGGUUGAUAUCGAAAAUGAUGCACAGCCGAGACGUAACGGAAAGGAUAGAAGUACCACUGGUGGCUUGGAAGAGGAAUCGAUUGAUGGUGAAGCAGAAGCGAAAUUAGCUGGAAUGUUAAAGGAAGGAGAAAAUAAACGUGGUGGUAAGAGGCGUGUGGAUAAGUCACCAUCUCCAGCAGCAAAAAGACAGAAAUUUUCGGAUGUUAUGAAGGAUUUAGAAACUGAAUUGAGCGAAAAGUUGGAAAAUUUAACUAAAGGUGAUCUAGCUUGGAUUAAUCGAGCACGAAGUGGCCGUAUUGUCAAAUGGCCUAUUCUUGUUUUGAAAGUAGACAACGUCAAUAAAUCGUGUGUUUGCACUGAACUACCAUUAGAUGAUAUGUCGGCUAAUGCAGAAUGGUGUUUGAAUUCAGAGAAGACCCGCGUGGUACAGUUGAAAAAUAUCUAUCUAUAUGAUACAGUGGAGGCAAAAGUUGAUGAAAUCGAGGACGCGGAACUGAAAGCAGCUAUUCAGCAAGCUGACGAAAUUGCUGAGGGUAGUUAUCGACCUUUUGAUGAUGAGCGAAACAAUUUCGAUAAGAAUGAAAAUUCAAGCAUCCGAGAAAAUGGAUGCAAAGCUGCAUCGAGCAGUGUUUUGUCACCUAAGGAAAUUUUGCGAUUAUGCAAAUCGGAAAUGUGUGCAAGACAUUUAAUGGCAAUUUGGACUGGUCAGUUCACGUGUACACGUCAUGCUGGCUAUGAACCACCAGUUAUGGCUCCCCUGCAUUUUGAAUUAAAUAUUGGAAAUUUGUUACCAGAAACGGAUGCGACCUCAUUGGUUGAGCAUUUGGAUUCAACUGUUUCAAAAUUCAAAGAUGCAAUGAAGUCAUCAUUACGUCGGCUCCACUAUGUUACUACAGUUGCAGUACCGGAAGCAAUCAUUUUUGCUAUUACACAGAUUCGUUACUGUUCUGGAAGUGAAGCAAAUGAGAUUUUUGAAAAUGCAUUACUGAAGAAAGUGGAGAGGACUCCUAGCGAGCCGAGUGACGAAAUUGGUGCUACAACUGGAUUCGAGCAACUUCUGAAGGCAGCAUCCAAAGUUCGGUGUGCUGCACUGGGAAUGGAUUAG
Molecule: messenger RNA, 1878 nt
Organism: Brugia pahangi
Lineage: Eukaryota; Metazoa; Nematoda; Chromadorea; Rhabditida; Onchocercidae
Source: the annotation of a GenBank genome assembly